AUGGCCUCUUCAUCAAAUUCUUCCUUGCUCGCAAUACCAGUUUUUAAUGGAGUUCACUACCACAUAUGGGUAGUGAAAAUGAAGAUUUUUUUACAAGCAGCUGAUUUAUGGGACGUUGUCGAAACAGAUGGAAAUUUUCCAACCAUGCCUGAGAAUCCUACAAUUGUGCACUGCACUACUGCCAAGCAAGUAUGGGAGAAGUUGCAACAAGAAUAUCAGGGUUCGGAGAAGACUCGAACCAUGAAGAUAAUCACAUUGAAAAGACUACUUGAGAAUACUAGAAUGAAUGACACAGAGAGUGUUUCACAAUAUUCAGAUAGGAUUAUGAAAUUGGUGAAUGAAAUGAGAAUUUUGGGAGAAGAUCUUUCUGAGGAAAGAAUUGUAGAGAAAGUUCUUGUGAGUUUGCUGGAGAAGUUUGAGUCAAAAAUUUCUUCUCUAAAGGAUUCAAGAGACAUCACUUCAAUCUUUCUUACUGAUUUGAUGAGUGCUCUUGAGGUGCAAGAGCAACGAAGGAAGAUGCGAAGUGAAAAUGGAAUCGAGAUGGCUUUUCAAACUAAGGCCACAUUUAAGCCAAAAUUUACGAAGGAAGGAAAGAAGCCUUAUUUCAGUAAAGGAAAAAAUAAAAAACUGGAGGGGUUUAAAUGUUCAAAUAACAAAGAAAGAAGUCUGCUCUCUUGUAGUCAUUGUAAGAGAAAUAAUCAUAAAGAGGAUGAGUGUUGGUUUAAGGGGAAAGUACCACCACCUUUGAGGUGUAGAUUCUGUAACAAAAAUGGACAUAUUGAGAAGUUUUGCUACCGAAAACAGGAGCAACAGAAUCCAGAACCAUUGGUUCAACAAAAUCAGCAAUUGAAUGUUGCAGAAGAAGAAAAAAAAUGA
This is a messenger RNA of Mangifera indica (mango), 876 nucleotides long. RefSeq lists its product as uncharacterized. The transcript has 2 exons. The record is from RefSeq and is a predicted model, not a curated record. The coding region runs from base 1 to 876 and encodes 291 amino acids. NCBI's taxonomy places the organism in Eukaryota, Viridiplantae, Streptophyta, Magnoliopsida, Sapindales, Anacardiaceae.